This is a messenger RNA of Rhopalosiphum maidis (corn leaf aphid), 474 nucleotides long. Its product is annotated as chromobox protein homolog 3-like. Gene Ontology annotation, biological process: negative regulation of transcription by RNA polymerase II; chromatin organization. Bases 1 to 474 code for a protein of 157 amino acids. Gene Ontology annotation, molecular function: chromatin binding. The transcript has 2 exons. NCBI's taxonomy places the organism in Eukaryota, Metazoa, Arthropoda, Insecta, Hemiptera, Aphididae. The record is from RefSeq and is a predicted model, not a curated record. Gene Ontology annotation, cellular component: nucleus; pericentric heterochromatin.
AUGAAUCCCAGCCGAAACAAAGUCACUAAAAAUGACAAAAAAUCUAAUUCUAAUAACAAAAAACAAGAAGAGGAAAACCAGGUGUAUGUCGUUGAAAAGGUUUUAGAUAAAUGUGUAAGGCAUGGCAAGGUGGUAUACUUUCUCAAAUGGAAAGGUUUCAGUGAUUCGGAAAAUUCUUGGGAACCUAUUGAAAAUCUUAAUUGUGAUGACUUGAUCAACAUUUUUGAACGUGAAAGAAAAAGCAAGACAUCGAAUUCAAUUGAUUUAGAAUCUUCUGAUGAGUCUGACAAUAAUAAUACUGAGGAGCAGAAAGUAGCAGAAAAAGUUGUGGCUGUUGAUAAACUGCAUGGCCAGAUUGUAUAUAAUAUUAAAUUUAAAGGAAUUAAAGAACCUGUGGUAGUAAAAAAUAAUACUGCUGAACAAUUAUACUCAAAACUCAUUAUCAAAUACUAUGAAAGUUAUUUGUUUGAAUAA